AAAAGAAAAAAAUAUAUAUACAUAUAUAAAAUGUAUUAUACCGACUCUAUAUCGGUGCUAUUAUGUUGUUUACAAGUCAUAACGAGAGAAACAUUAAUUAAAGUGUUAAUUAAUAAGCUCUUCACUCCCGCGCUCCUGUGCGGCGCUGCAGUUCCCCGCGCGGCCGCAGGGCAGCGCUGUUUCCCCAGUUGGUGAACUACCUCUAUUUGGUGAAGGACUCUAUGUUGUGAAAAUCUUUCAAAGUGAUAUUUUUCCGGUGUUUCCGGGACUCUCCUGGAGGUCUCGUUGAGUUGGGGGGCGCCGUGGGACCGGGUCUCCCGGAGGACUUGACCCGGUAGCGGCUUCGAAGGGUUUCGGAUCUUUUAAUUUUUUUUAUUGCAAAAACCCAAGUUAGCUGCGCCGCUACAUCCUAAAGUCACGUCAGCGGCGCGGACUCGCAUAACUAAAAAAAGUUCCGCGCUGCCUCCGCGGACCGACGGCGCGUUUCAGCCCGACGCCAUUAAGACAAAAAAGUGUGUUUCCGCGUCGCGGGGCUCGUCUCUGUUGCUCUCCCUCGCUGGCCGCUGCUCGCGAGGCCUGCGGGCUCGGGCUUCCACCGGGCUCGAGUUAGAGCCCGACGCCGCCGUCGGUGGGUCGGAGGCCGGCUGCUUUGGCGCCGCCACCGCCGGGCCUGCGGAGCGAGAGCGAUGGAACGGAUGGAGGUGGACCAGUGCGCAGGCGCAGCUGGCGGGGGCGGGGCGCUACGCCGGUCGAACAGCGCCCCCAUGAUCACCAGCGUCAGUGAUGGGAUGGCGGUCUUCAGUCCGGUGUCCUCAGCUCGAUACAGACGCAGCAGUGUGUCCAUCAACCCCAGCUGCCCCUCACAGCUCCUCCCCGUCUCUCCUUUCUCUCUGACCGGAGACCACAAGAAGCAGGAGGAGAACAUGGAGAUGAUGCUCAGAGGAGGUCUACAGAGACGAAGUGCCUCCGGUCUGGUCCCGGUUCCCCCAGUGAGUCAGUGGCACAGCCAGCAGGCGUCAGUGUGGUUCCGGUCUCAGGACAGCGGCGUGACCCCCAACUCCUCCCCGAGUCCCACCAGGAGGUUCAGGUCUGUUUAGUUUGUGACCUCUGACGUGACCUACAACGUGACCUCUGACGUGACCUCUUGUCUCCCAGGAGGGGUGGAGUCUGACGGACCCCCGAAGAAGCUGUUUGUUGCCGGGGUAACAGAUCCCGCCCACCGCAGCAGCUACACCGUCAGCGUCUCUCCUCCUGCAGGAGGCGCCAGCCCUCAGUCCAGCCCCCUGUCUCUCUCCCCUCCCCCCUCCCACCAGCACCCUGGACACUAGGACCGCCUCCCGACCCCGUGACCCUGUGGGUGCGGACCGACCGCCAGCAGCAGCCCGGGGGCGGGAUGUUUCUGCUCCAAUCGCCUGCUAGCGUCCCUGUAAGUCCCGCCUCUUCCUGAGACCACGGCAGGAGAAUCGCAGGAACUUGAAGACGUCGAUGUCGGGGAAAGUCUUUAGUGUUUUGGUUUGAAGCUUCUGAUCUGGUCCCGUUUGUUCCCAUUGGUCGGUCCGUCUGACCAGCCAAUGGGUGAGCUUUAAAUGAGGAUUAUGAUCCCUCCAAGUAAACAACGUACUAAGGAUUCAUCAUCGGCGGGAGGUCACGGAGGUCACGGAGGAUUGAAGAGCAGGAGGCCGUUGGAGGCUUCUGAUUGGUCACCAACAAAGAGGCAACGGCGCUCGGUGGCGUAAACAUUCCCUCGAAGGAGUCGGACCCUGAAACUGAGACGCGCUUCUUGGACGCCGUCCGACCAAUCAGACGACGGCGAUGAUGAUGAAGAUGAUGAUGACGACAAUCCAGGUCUUCUGAAGAAGGUCGAAUGAGGUCUUGAGUUGUAGUCAAGACCUCAUCAAAGGGUCUGGAUCGUCUCUGAAGGACUUCAGGAACGUUUUCUGGAAAUGUGAUCAGGUGACCCGGUGAUCAGGUGACCCGGUGAUCAGGUGACCCGGUGAUCAGGUGACCCGGUGAUCAGGUGACCCGGUGAUCAGGUGACUCGGUGAUCAGGUGACCCAGUGAUCAGGUGACUCAGUGAUCAGGUGACCCAGUGAUCAGGUGACCUAGUGAUCAGGUGACCCAGUGAUCAGGUGACUCAGUGAUCAGGUGACCUGGUGAUCAGGUGACUCAGUGAUCAGGUGACUCGGUGAUCAGGUGACCCGGUGAUCAGGUGACCCGGUGAUCAGGUGACCCGGUGAUCAGGUGACCCGGUGAUCAGGUGACCCGGUGAUCAGGUGACCCGGUGAUCAGGUGACUCGGUGAUCAGGUGACCCGGUGAUCAGGUGACCCGGUGAUCAGGUGACCUAGUGAUCAGGUGACUCGGUGAUCAGGUGACCCGGUGAUCAGGUGACUCAGUGAUCAGGUGACUCGGUGAUCAGGUGACUCAGUGAUCAGGUGACUCGGUGAUCAGGUGACUCGGUGAUCAGGUGACCUGGUGAUCAGGUGACUCGGUGAUCAGGUGACUCGGUGAUCAGGUGACCUGGUGAUCAGGUGACUCGGUGAUCAGGUGACUCAGUGAUCAGGUGACUCAGUGAUCAGGUGACCUAGUGAUCAGGUGACCCAGUGAUCAGGUGACUCAGUGAUCAGGUGACCCAGUGAUCAGGUGACCUAGUGAUCAGGUGACCCAGUGAUCAGGUGACUCAGUGAUCAGGUGACCCAGUGAUCAGGUGACCUUCAGCUCUGCCGUGGUGUCCUGGAGGUAUUGAUCUUCCCAUCGGGUGGAGCUGUGUAUCGAUCGGGUCACACUCGAUGGAUCAGAUCGUCACUUAUUGAGCGUCAGAUCUCGUAGAUGAAGACGAGGAUGAAGACAAUGAUGAAGACUAAACACACAACCCUGUAGAUCCAAAAGCCGUCGUGGACCUCCUGGAGGUUGAGCGUUCUGCGGUUCUGCCCACGGGACAGGGUUCUCCUGAUCUGAGGAACCGGUUCUCCCUGUGGACGCUUAGUGACUCACUGGGUCACGGUUCUGUUCAAGUUAAAGGUUCUGCUUUCUGACUAGUUUAAAGGUUCUACUUUAUAUAUAUAUUUAGAGACAUAUAUUUAUAUAUAUAUUUAGAUAUAUAUAUAGAUACAUAUAUUUAAAUACAUAUUUUUAUAUAUAUAUUUAAACAUAUAUAAAUAUAUAUAUUUAUAUAUAUAUUUAUAUAUAAAUAUAUAUAUUUAAACAUAUAUAUUUAAAUACAUAUAUUUAUAUAUAAAUACAUUAAUCGGACAUUAACCUCCCAUCACGCUGUGAUUGUCUUUCCGGUCUGGUUGCAUCAAAGCUCAUCAGCUGCUUUCGUGUUUUUUGUAAUCUUUUAUUCAUGUAUAAUUAUUUCAGGUCAAAGCUUUCUGUCGGACGCGUCUUCGGGAUCUGAACGUCUGUUUUUAUUGUUCUUCGUGUGUCUCUGUCGGUUUAUUGUCUCGUCACCGUUUCAGUAUUUAAAGUUUCCCUCUGGUAGAAAAAGGAAACGCGAUGGAACUGACCCGAUGUCCUCCCUUUAAGCCCCGCCCACAAAAGAGUCCAACGCUUUGAUACACAUUGAUCUAUAUAUUAUUAUAUAGUAUUACAUAUCUGAACUGAAGGGCUAUGACGCACAGAAACAUUCAUGAUUUAGUUUUUUUCUCACAAAUCAGUGAUUUUAAGAUCUCGGGGGGAAAAGAAGAAAAUCUACUUCCUGUUUUCGUGUCCUUAUGCUAAGCUAAGCUAACCGGUUGCUUUAUUACAGCAGAGUAAUAUCCCAAAUAAAUGUUUUUAACUCUGAACAUUUUAUUUUUUUAGAUCAAACACUUUAAGCACUUUACAAUGUAUAAAUCAAAGAACAAGAUUGUGUAUAUAUUUUGUUCCGUAAUAAUCCUCCGCUGUUGAACCCAGACACGCCUUCACUGAGGCUGCUCUGUCCAGGAAACAUCACACGCUCAAAAUGUACAUCGCUUUUAUUUGUUAUUGUUUUUAUUUUGGACAAAUUCUCUACAUAAAGAAAAAUGAGAUGAUGUAUUUUUAUGCAACUGUAAAAUAAAAGUCUAUAUUCAAGUGUUUAUUCCCUUCUGAGGAUUUCAUCGCUGUAAAAUGACAAUGAAAAUUCAUCUACAUACUAUAAAUAUAUAUAUAUUAUAUUGUAUAUAAAAACUCAAUAAAAUAUGUACCAUCGGAAUUAU
This is a messenger RNA of Pseudoliparis swirei, 4176 nucleotides long. RefSeq names its product PPP2R1A-PPP2R2A-interacting phosphatase regulator 1. Lineage: Eukaryota; Metazoa; Chordata; Actinopteri; Perciformes; Liparidae. The record is from RefSeq and is a predicted model, not a curated record. The transcript is spliced from 8 exons.